GCGUGUGCGUGUUUGCGGCGGAGUGAGGGGCGAUGCGUGAUGCGCGAUGCGGGCGAUGUCGAGGCGUCGGGCAUCUCCCUCCUAUUAUAGCGCAUACACCCGCCCUCUCCGCCCCCGGCGAUAAUUCACGUCCAUACCGACGCUCGCGCUGCUCGACGUCGACGUUCCUCCGUGCGCGCCGCGCGCGCGCACGCACGCACGUACAAUUUCUUUUCUUAUCUAUUUAUGAUCGGUCAUCGUCGCCACGACCCGCGGACUCGAACUCGAAUUCAAAACACAUUGGGGGGGUAGAGGGGGUUGGUCCUUGUACGCGUACGCACUGCAGCCUGGUUUCUCGCUCGCUCCUUCCCUCCCUCUCCCCACGAACCCACGAUACUGCUUUUCUCGCCCCGUCCGGCACUGCUCUUCUCCCUCUUCCCGUCCUGUACGUGCUUUCCGCGCGCGCGCGCGCGCCCGUGCCUCCACUUUCCUUCUUCUGCUGGGCUCUCAUAUCCCCUCGUCGUCUCUCACGUCUCUACACUGCUCGGGUUUCUGCUGCUUCUUUUGUCCUCUAUCUCCAGGGCUCUAUGCUCGCGCGCCCUCGCGCCCUCGUCACGACUAUGAUACUCACUUGUCCCCGCGUACGUACUUAUCCUAAUUUGCCUCUGUAGACACGCCCCUCCGCCCUCCCCUUCCCUGCCCUGCCCUGCCUCUCUUUCCCGCUCCCUCUCCAUUUGGAUCUCGUCACGUUCCGCCCAGCACCGUUUCCUCCGGACACACGUCGCACGCUCUUGAUCCCGCUCUGCAUCCACUCCGCACCACCCCGCAUACACAUACACAUACACAUACACGUACACAUGCACGCACGCACGCACUUACAUCUCUCUCUCCCUCUUGUGCUUUCUCCGCUGCUCUACUGCACUUUGCACUGCAUUGCACUGCACUACGCUACGCUACACUACGCUACUCUGCUCUACUCUGCUCUACUCUACUCUAUCGUGUACAAUUCACUCGACGCUCUGUCCAGUCUGCUCCGCACCACACCGCCGUACAUCGCCGCAACUGCCCGCCCGCGUCCGUCCGCUGUACGAGUACGCGCACCUCCGCGCCUACUUCCGUACCCGCUCACGCACCGCAAAUACUACCGUCUCUCUCUCUCUCUCUCUCUGUGGGAACAUACCAAGCCAGCAUCCCCGUCGCUCGACGCCCUCGCCUCGCCCCGCACCGCACCACAACCUACCAGUACCCCGCCCACCCAGCCAAAACGCACGCUACGAACAAAAAAAAAAAAACUCCACCAUAUACCGUCCGAUUCCGAGUUUCCAAACACACCCAGAAAACGUCAGACGAAAUUCCCGCGAAAUUCCACUAAAAAAAAAAAAAGGAAAAUCCGCACGGGCGUCGCACGGAUCGCUCUUUCGUGCGCUCCGACGGCGCCCGCGCCCGAGCCCGAGCCUGAGCCCUACCCGAGCCCGUCAAAGCACCGAUCUGCGUGA
This is a messenger RNA of Heterobasidion irregulare TC 32-1, 1475 nucleotides long. RefSeq lists its product as uncharacterized. Lineage: Eukaryota; Fungi; Basidiomycota; Agaricomycetes; Russulales; Bondarzewiaceae. The coding region runs from base 837 to 1475 and encodes 212 amino acids. The record is from RefSeq and is a predicted model, not a curated record. The transcript has a single exon.